UAUAACUAGCUUCUUGUGAUGGGUUGACCAUAGUUAAAGACGAGGAAGAAAAGUUUUUGCUGAUAAAUCCAACUACAAGGGAGAUUAAGGUAUUACCAAUCUCGCCUUAUGCUCCUAAUCCUCUUACUUGUGGACUUGGGUAUGAUUCAGUUAAUGAAGAUUAUAAGGUAGUUAUGAUUUCUCAUAGUGGCAGUGCUGAUGCUCAGAUGCUUGUUAGUGUUUAUUCUGUUAGAAAUGGUACUUGGAAGAGCGUCGAAAAUUCUCCAUUCGAUCAUAGUGAAUCUAGUUACACUUCUGUGGUUUCUGUUGGUGGAUAUAUAAAUUGGGUAGCUUAUAGGCCUUCAGAUGAUAUGUAUGCUAUUGCAGCAUUUGAUUUGGAGAAAGAGGUCUUUCAGGAAGUGCCACUUUCUAGUUUGGUUGAUGAUGAUGAUGAUGAUGACAAGUCCGUGUCAGACGAUUCUGAAGAAGUUUCAGAUGCUGAUAGUGAGGAGUUUGAGUUCGAUCAGCUGACUAAACUCGGAGGAUAUCUCUGUGCCUAUCCUUCAAGUAUUUCGGACACUUGUCAUGAGAUAUUUGUCGCGAUGAUGAAAGAAUAUGGUGUCAAGGAAUCUUGGACAAAAAUCUUUGUAAGUAACUUUGAUGCUGAGAUUAGGCCUCUGUGUUUGUUGGGAAAGAAACAACUGGUGCUGGUGCUGGAUGAGCAGACAACUGGUGAGACAUUGGUGAUGUACGAUUUGGAAGAACGAACUGUCAAGGAUAUUGUAAUUCAUGGCAUUCCGGAGAGAUUUGGUGUUGGAGGGAGCUUCAUGGAAAGCCUUGUCUCGCCUCAUUGCAGUAAGAGCAAUAUGUUUCUCUUGCUUGAUUGUGAGAUUUCUUGUUGCCUAGUUUCUGCAAAACAAAGUGUUCUUUUAUCAUUUCGAGUCAUAUUACUAUUUAUAUUUUCUUAGACCAUAACGAGUUCUCUUUAGGUGAUUUGUAAGUGUCAGUGUGACAUGUUUAUUUGAUCGUUUGGAUGCUUCUGGUGCUGUAUUGCACCUCUUGUGCUGCACAUUUGAGAAUUCAAGUUGCAGGUUCAUUUCUGCUAUAAUAAAUAUUACUGUACUUUUUAUCAAGGAGAUUGAUAAUUCUGAGCAAAUUAAUGAAUGUAAUUUGUACAUUUUUAUAAGAAACACCUGUU
Messenger RNA from Chenopodium quinoa (quinoa), 1177 nucleotides. Its product is annotated as F-box/kelch-repeat protein At3g06240-like. Bases 174 to 947 code for a protein of 257 amino acids. The transcript has a single exon. Lineage: Eukaryota; Viridiplantae; Streptophyta; Magnoliopsida; Caryophyllales; Amaranthaceae. The record is from RefSeq and is a predicted model, not a curated record.